GGCUCUUGGGAGUGUUCGCGGUGUCGAUAUUCGUCCUGCGGAGGAUUCGGCAACGAGGGGGAGGAGUACACCCGACACUUUUUCAAGUUCCUGAUAACGAUGCGCUCAGCAAGUUCAUUCGAGGGUUGUAUAACUUUUACGAGGAAGAAGUCUACCACCUUGAACCGCUGCGAUAUCCGUUCAGAGUUUGGCUCGUGGAGGAUCUCCCUAAGCGCAUGAUAGGACAGCUUGAGCCAUAUCUCUUGGGCAAGUACACAAACAGGAAGUUAUUGGAGGGUUGGGAGACCUGGAAAAAGGACACGGGCGAUAUUCUCAAGUCAAAGCGAUGCACCGCAGGAGUAGUACGCGCGACAUGGCGUUUCUUGGAACCGGGAUUCAAAUUGAUCCACCCGAAAGAAGAUUUAAUCGUCGAGCAUUACCCUCGCAGCCAAGACGAACGAGUGAUUUGCGAUUUGCAACUCAAACUACAGUCCUCUGGCCAAAAUGCCAUCCUGGUGGAAGCCGUCGACCCAGUGGCCAUUGAAAACUACGCCUAUAACCUUGUACAGCUAGCAGCGGGUGAGAGCUCUUCGAGCUUUGAGGGUGAACUACCCGAGACUUUUGUCGGACACGAAGCAAUUCUCUCGAAGUUAUCAUACAAAAUAAUGGACGACUGGGCAAAUGCACCCCGUUGGGCUCUCGUCUAUGGCGGGAACAUUUAUGUCCUCUACCUUGUGAUUCCCAUGUUAGUCGGCCAACAAAGAAGAUGUUCAUUUAUUUCCUCUGGUUCCCUUUCUCUCGAUGAUUGGAAUGAGCCCUACUUCGCUCUCAUGCUUUACAUGAUGACUUCCUCUCAUAUGACUCAUGAGCAGCUCCUCCAAACACUGCGAAUCGAGGUGCCUUCGGAAUACAAACUUGCUUCGCCCAAUCAGGCAAAUGACGCCUCUACGGAGACCGCCUCCACGAGGUCCAUUCAAAAUAAUUCCCUCUCCACCAUCCAAACUGUAUACCUGUCGACGCCACUGGGUCCCCCGGCCGGAUUUCCUUUUCAUCGCUUGCUGGAUAAUGGUCGAUACAUUACUUCUCGCAAAUCUCGUUCCCGUAGAAAUAUUCCGGCACUUUCUUUGCAGCACGUCGUCACCGAAACUACUAGCAUUGUAUAUCGAGCCAAUGGGAUUAUUGUGAAAACCGCGUCCCCUAAAUGUCAGGAACAACUCGACAACGAGGCCAAGGUCUACCAGCACCUAAUGAAGACCGAUGCGGCGAGGUAUAUUCCCACCUUUUACGGCUACUUUGGAUAUCGUACUAUGAAGGCUAUCAUCUUGUCUGACGAAGGGCCGGCUCCGUUCAAUGAUUUUCGCGAAGCUCCGGAUGAUUUGAAGACCAACAUCUUUACUGCAAUGUUGGAGAUCCAUAAAGCGAACGUCGCCUUGGAGGAACUGGAAGCCU
Messenger RNA from Acaulospora colombiana, 1428 nucleotides. The record is from the annotation of a GenBank genome assembly. Lineage: Eukaryota; Fungi; Glomeromycota; Glomeromycetes; Diversisporales; Acaulosporaceae.